AUAAAGAGGAUGAAAGGAGAUAAGCAACCUUUGGUGGUAGAAACAUUUUGUCGAGCAGAUUGCAGCCCAGACAACAAUGAUGAAAACCCCCGUGACUACCACCACAAUCGCAAGAAACCCUUUUUCAAUCCCCAAUUCAUUAUUUUCCCGGCAAACAUUUCACAUAAUCCCUUCAAUAAAUCUCCCACUGGUGGCGGCAGUGAAAUGCAGCAAAAAUGAAAAUCCAGGAAUCGGAAACGAAAAUGGAAAUGGAAAUGGGGGAAGUUUGAAGAAUAUAUUGUCGGGUAUGGUGAAUGAGAGUGUAAUCGAUGAACUUCUGAAUAAAGAGGAGAACCGGGUUUUGCUUGAUGGUCUGGAGCAAGCCUCGCGAAGAGUUGAAAUCGCCAAGAGAAAUCUUGCUGAAAUUGAAAAGCAAGAAAUUGAGGCCAAAAUCAUGAGGGAUUACAUUAAUCAGCUCGAAUCAAAAGCCUCCGAGAUUGAAGAAUGCCAGAAAGAAAUAUCGGAAGCGAGAGCUAUGGUGGAAGAAGCAGAGCGAUCUUUGACAGUGACGGACUCUUCUUCUUCCUCUUCGGAGAGAUUCCAAUCUGUUAAAGCUGCUUCAGUAUCUGCUGUAAUCGGCACGCUUGUACAAAUUCCAAUCUCGUUAACACGUGUCACCACCUUUUCACAAUUGAUACUUCCUCUCUCUAUAACCUUCGUAACUUGUGCAUUAUUUGGAGUAACUUUCCGUUACGCAAUCAGAAGAGACUUGGAUAAUUUUCAGCUUAAAUCAGGAACAUCUGCAGCUUUUGCCUUUGUUAAAGGCUUAGGAAUGCUCGGAGCUGGAACGGCAUUGGAGUUGAACGCAGAGAGCAUUAUAUCACAUGCUUUUGAUGGAUCGAUUUAUGUUUCGGAAAGUCUAUUGAUUUUUCUAUUUGCUGGGGUUGGUCUUGAUUUGUGCAUUAAGUUGGGUAUUCUGUAUCCAUUUCCUAUCGAUCCAUCCAUCACUUCCUCCAAGGACAUAACGACUAGCUAGUAGUCAACAUACAUGUAAGUAAAUCUUGUUGGAUAGUUUCUACAUCAAAACUAACCUUCAUCAGAUUUGUAUGCAGUUAGUUAUCUUGAUCAAGAUUAAUUAUUGAAUACUUGAUAUGAUUUUGCUCGAAUGA
Molecule: messenger RNA, 1148 nt
Organism: Erythranthe guttata (spotted monkey flower)
Lineage: Eukaryota; Viridiplantae; Streptophyta; Magnoliopsida; Lamiales; Phrymaceae
Product: homer protein
Source: RefSeq, a predicted model, not a curated record